Messenger RNA from Pteropus alecto (black flying fox), 3953 nucleotides. RefSeq names its product zinc finger and BTB domain containing 1 (gene ZBTB1). Lineage: Eukaryota; Metazoa; Chordata; Mammalia; Chiroptera; Pteropodidae. The transcript has 4 exons. The record is from RefSeq and is a predicted model, not a curated record. Gene Ontology annotation, biological process: negative regulation of transcription by RNA polymerase II; regulation of cytokine production; regulation of immune system process. The coding region runs from base 229 to 2163 and encodes 644 amino acids. Gene Ontology annotation, molecular function: protein binding.
CUCUCCGCGCAGCCCAACCCGAGCGCCGCGCGUCGCCGCCACUGCAGCUCGCGGCCCCUUCGCCUCCGCCCGCCUUUCCCGUGGCUAAUUUGCCUUAAACUCCCUAAAAUCUCCGCACCCCCGGUUCCUGCUGCGGCCGAAACUGAUCUGAAGAUAUACAAUCCAGAGUGUUUGGAGAGGUUACCUCUGGGAAGAGGUAUGCAACCUAAGGUCUCUAAUUAAUAGAAGAUGGCAAAGCCCAGCCACAGCAGCUACGUCCUUCAGCAGCUAAACAACCAAAGGGAAUGGGGUUUUCUCUGUGACUGUUGUAUUGCAAUUGAUGACAUUUACUUUCAAGCACACAAAGCAGUUCUAGCUGCUUGUAGCUCCUAUUUUAGAAUGUUUUUCAUGAACCAUCAGCAUAGUACUGCACAACUGAAUCUCAGCAACAUGAAAAUCAGUGCUGAGUGUUUUGAUCUCAUUUUGCAAUUUAUGUAUUUAGGAAAAAUUAUGACAGCUCCCUCUAGUUUUGAGCAGUUUAAAGUGGCAAUGAAUUACCUACAGCUGUACAAUGUUCCCGACUGCUUAGAGGACAUACAGGAUGCAGAUUGUUCUAGUUCAAAAUGUUCAUCUUCUGCUUCUAGCAAACACAACAGCAAAAUGAUAUUCGGCGUAAGAAUGUAUGAAGACACUGUGGCUAGAAAUGGCAAUGAAGCCAAUAAGUGGUGUGCAGAGCCAAGUUCAACAGUAAAUACACCACAUAAUAGAGAGCCUGAUGAAGAGUCUUUACAAUUAGGUAAUUUUCCUGAACCACUGUUUGAUGUAUGUAAAAAAAGUUCUGUGUCCAAAUUAUCUACUCCAAAAGAACGUGUGUCACGACGCUUUGGACGGAGUUUUACCUGUGAUAGUUGUGGAUUUGGCUUUAGCUGUGAAAAAUUAUUAGAUGAACAUGUGCUAACCUGUACUAACAGACAUUCAUACCAAAACACGAGAUCUUUUCACAGAAUAGUAGAUGUUAGAGACGGAAAAGACAGUAAUAUUAAAGCUGAAUUUGGUGAAAAGGAUUCUCCUAAAACAUUUUCUGCGCAGUUGGAAAAAUACAGAGGAGACACAAGCCAGACUGCUGAUGAUUCGACUUCAACCACUGGAAGCAGAAAGAGUAGCACAGUGGAGUCUGAACUAGCCAGUGAAGAGAAAAGCAGAGCUGCUGAGAGGAAAAGAAUCAUCAUCAAGAUGGAGCCAGAAGAUAUUCCUACAGAUGAACUGAAAGACUUUAACAUUAUUAAAGUUACUGAUAAAGAUUGUAAUGAAUCCACUGACAAUGAUGAAUUAGAAGAUGAACCUGAAGAACCAUUUUAUAGAUACUAUGUUGAAGAAGACGUCAGUAUUAAAAAAAGUGGUAGGAAAACUCUAAAACCUCGGAUGUCAAUAAAUGCUGAUGAAAGAGGUGGUUUAGAAAAUAUGAGGCCCCCUAACAACAGCAGCCCAAUACAAGAGGAUACUGAAAAUGCAUCUUGUGAGCUGUGUGGACUCACAAUAACCGAGGAGGACCUGUCAUCUCAUUACUUAGCCAAACACAUUGAAAAUAUCUGUGCAUGUGGUAAAUGUGGACAGAUACUUGUUAAAGGUAGACAGCUUCAAGAACAUGCUCAAAGGUGUGGAGAACCUCAAGAUCUGACAAUGAAUGGGUUAGGAAAUACUGAGGAGAAAAUGGACAUGGAAGAGAAUCCUGAUGAGCAGUCUGAAAUAAGAGACAUGUUUGUUGAAAUGUUGGAUGAUUUUAGAGACAAUCAUUUCCAGAUAAACAGUAUCCAAAAAAAGCAGUUAUUUAAACAUUCUGCCUGUCCUUUUCGGUGUCCUAAUUGUGGCCAGCGUUUUGAAACUGAAAAUCUAGUGGUUGAACAUAUGUCUAGCUGUCUAGACCAAGAUAUGUUUAAAAGCGCCAUCAUGGAAGAAAAUGAAAGAGAUCACAGACGAAAGCAUUUUUGUAAUCUGUGUGGGAAAGGAUUUUAUCAACGCUGUCACCUAAGAGAACACUAUACUGUUCAUACUAAGGAAAAACAGUUUGUUUGUCAGACAUGUGGAAAGCAGUUUUUAAGAGAACGUCAGUUGCGACUGCACAAUGAUAUGCACAAAGGCAUGGCCAGUGGUGAAAUAGGGCCUUCUAAACCUCUGGAGAAGUGAGAUCUGAAUUUGGAGAGGACAUGGGGAAGAAUCAAUCUUCAACAGAUAAUCUUUAAGUCCAGACCCAGGAAUAUCAGAUCUGAAGUGACACCAUCUUUUCUGUCUUCCUGACAAACCUCAUCAAGCCCAAAAGUUCCAGUUGCAAGGAUCCAAGAAAACUCAGUAAAGAUCACUUUGAAAUCACUUUGUUGUGACAAAAUUGAUUCAUGGUGACUCUUCUAGUAUUUGUGGGAAAUCAGUGGUCAAAGCUACAUUAAAAUGAAACUUUAUAUGCUAAUUAUCUUCAAGGGCCCCUUCUAAAAUAAAAGGGCUUGCUAGGCUACUAUAAAUAUAUUAUAAAUAGAGACAAUCAUGUAUCUAUGUAAACACAUAUAAUUCUAAAUUUAAAAUAAUCUGAAUUAAAAAAAUUUUUUUUUAAAAUUACACCCCAAAAUCUGCAGAGUAUAAAUAAAAGAUGUGGGUACAGAGAAAAAAGUAAGACCAAUAUUUUAAUAAGAUAAUCUAGUUAUUACUGUUAAUGUAACAUUUGCCCUUCUUUUUCACUGUAUAUAUGUUACAAACUUGAUUAUUUGGUUAUUAAUAUUGAUGAAGCUCCCUUUUUAAUCUGUUAACUUGAAGGAAAACCAGAAAUGCUAUUACUUCAAUAUUGGUAGAUUUUCACAAAUCACAGAUAACCAAAAAGAAUGUAUCUUAAGACACAUUAUUUUUUUCUAAACUUAGUAAUAUAAGCUAAUAAGAGAGAAUGAGUUUCUGUUAAACAUUUAUUCUUGAUAUUAAUGUAUAGCACCAUGUUUCUCAGUUUUCAAAUUUCAAGAUAAAAUUUAACUAUGUAUUGAGUGGCUCAAAAGUUUAAGGUGUUUUAAAAACUUUCGUGAGGAAGUAAAAUGUUUGGUGAAAUUUUAACCUGGCUACAAAUACUUUGUUUUUUAUAUAUACUCAUACACACAUUUCUUAGCCACAUGAAUCUUACAGCCAUAUUAUUUCCUUACUGUGAGUACUUGUAGUUUUGCUUUUGGUUAACUGUAUACCCAUUAUUAUUAUUGUUAUUGUUACUUUUGUUUCUUGUGCAAUAUCAAGAUGUUAUAUAUCUUCAGAAAUGCUUAUGUUUUUAUGCCUAUUCAAAUAUUUUAAUAAGGAGUUACCUAACUUAGAGUUAGGUAACUUUAAUAAAGAGACCUAACUUAGAGUAUACAUAAUAGUAUAUGUAGAAGUUAAGUAAUUUAAAAUCUCUAGCUAUAAAGUAGAAUGAUAACUCGAAUAUUCAUUAUAGUAAUUAGAUUAACAAAAAUCAGAAAAGUUAAUUGCAGUGGGAUAGUAGGAACAGGGGCAAGAAGGGAGAUGAGAAAUCCACUAAAGACUUCAAAUUCAUAUGAAUUCAACUGCUUUAAAAAAUAAGUUUAGGAGAGUGUUUGUUUCUUUAAAAAUCUAGUUAAUAUCUUUUGGGAACAUGAGGAAGCAAAUAGAACUGCAGAAUUCUAAUAGGAAACAGAAAAGAUAAAUAGUUUUAAUAAUUAAAGGUACCAGAUCAAUAUAGUAGAGACUUAACAAAUAAUUUUUAAUUGGCUGCUGGAAUUUGAUUCACAAAAUAAAUAUGGCUUAAAUUUUGACUGUACUAAAAUAAAAUGUAAUGAAUUAAAAUAAUAAAUGAUAUAAAUGCAUUCUAUAAUGUGAUUAUUUUCUGUAUAUUAGUAUAAAAUGGAGUUAUUGGGUUACAUAGAGAAUUUUUGUUACAUUUUUAAAUCCAUUGCUUUUACCUAAUAAAACUUCCUCCUCCAUGUUCAGAAGUUAAA